Molecule: messenger RNA, 2311 nt
Organism: Aureobasidium subglaciale EXF-2481
Lineage: Eukaryota; Fungi; Ascomycota; Dothideomycetes; Dothideales; Saccotheciaceae
Exons: 3
Coding region: 197-2191 (664 amino acids)
Biological process (GO): protein phosphorylation
Molecular function (GO): protein kinase activity; ATP binding
Source: RefSeq, a predicted model, not a curated record
ACUAUCACGUUUCUUGUGCUUUGCUCAAAGGCUUAGCUGCUUACACAACCACCCACCCAUCUUUACACCUCACCUGCAUCCAUUGCCUUACACGUCGCAAUUCUUUAAUUCUUGUUGUCCUUUUUCCCAAAAGGAAACACACCCGCCUCGAUUGCGUUCAACAUCACCACCCCACAACAACCCCGACUAAUCAACCAUGUCGACGAUACAGAAUCUUAAGAACUUCAUCCGCCACGGCAAGCAGGCGCGGGACCAGAACCCAAAGUCGCCGCCUGACCAACCUGCCGUGUCUAAUGUUCACGCCCAACGUCACCACAACACCCAACACAAUUCACCAAGACAACAAGAGCAAAGGCAUCAUGACCAAUAUGCCAUGAGUGAUCCCAACGUCUACGCCCACCAACCUCUGCAAGCAAAUGCCCCUCAAGGCGACUUCUCAGCAGCUGCCAUCGACAACCGCAACGUCGCUGCUAAGGCCGGUGCUGCCGCCGGUCAAGCUGUCGACAAGCAACAUAAGAAGGAGCAAGCUAGAAAGGAUGUCGACCCAGAUGUGCUUGAGCGCAUCGUUGCAGAGGAGCGUGAGGCUAAGGGCAAGCUUCCCAGAUACCCCGGACUGGAGAGAUGGAACCUCGUCGAGAAAAUGGGCGACGGCGCCUUCAGUAAUGUCUACCGUGCAAGAGACACCCAAGGUGUCUACAACGAAGUCGCCAUCAAGGUUGUGAGAAAGUUCGAGAUGAACUCAACCCAGGGCGACAAGGUUCUUCAUCCGGAUUUCAAGAAGACGCCCAAGGGAGUGGAGCGUGCCAACAUCCUCAAGGAAGUUCAAAUCAUGCGUCAACUAGACCACCCCAAUAUUGUCAAGCUUGUUGAAUUCUCAGAGGCUCGUCAAUACUACUACAUCGUUCUCGAGCUCUGCCCCGGUGGUGAGCUUUUCCACCAGAUCGUCCGUCUCACCUACUUCAGCGAGGACCUGUCAAGACACGUCAUCGUUCAGGUUGCAAAGGCUCUUCAGUACAUGCACGAGGAGGCUGGUGUCGUUCACCGUGAUAUCAAGCCCGAGAACUUGCUCUUCUACCCUACACCUUUCAUCCCCACCAGAAACCCUAAGCCCAGAGGUCCCGAUGACGAGGACAAGGCUGAUGAGGGAGAGUUCAUCAAGGGUGUCGGUUCCGGUGGUAUUGGUCUGAUCAAGGUUGCCGACUUUGGUCUUUCCAAGGUCAUCUGGGACAGCCAGACCAUGACUCCUUGCGGAACUGUUGGUUACACUGCCCCCGAGAUUGUCAAGGAUGAGCGUUACUCCAAAUCUGUCGACAUGUGGGCUCUUGGUUGUGUUCUUUACACUCUUCUUUGCGGUUUCCCUCCAUUCUACGACGAGAGCAUUCAGGUCCUCACCGAGAAGGUCGCCAAGGGACAGUAUACCUUCCUGUCUCCUUGGUGGGACGACAUCUCAAAGUCUGCCCAGGAUCUUGUUUCGCACUUGUUGACCGUCGACCCUGACAAGCGUUACGACAUCAACCAGUUCCUCGACCACCCCUGGAUUCGUGAGUCUGACGAAGUCACCAACGCUGCUGCCGACGCUCCUCCUCUCGCUACUCCUCUCUACAAGCAACCUCACUCUGCCGACAUGGACUCCAAGACCCCUCUCCAGCCCAACUUCGCGUACCUCGACGAGACUCCCGGUGCUGGAAAGCGCAUGGACUUCCGUUCCCCUGGUGCUGUCAACUUGCGUGAGGUCUUUGAUGUUUCUUACGCUGUCCAUCGCCAAGAAGAGGAAGGUAAGCGCCGCAAGAACUUCAAGCAAGGAUACCGUGGUGCUACUGGUCUCAACUCGCUCAACGCACUUGAUGAGGAUGAGGAUGAUGAGUACGGUCAAUCGCAACCCUACGACGCCUCUUCGGCAAACCCUCCGGCCAAGGUCCCCAAGUCUGGCGCACCUGAUGUCACUAGCGUCGAACGUCAAAUGCGUAACACCUCGUUGUCAGCUGCUGCUCAAGCUCGCCAGCAGGCCGCUCCUCGCACCCAACCCCAAGAGAAGGGCUACGGCCAACACAGUGCAGCUGUCGCAGCUGCAGCUAAGCGCCAGGUUAAGAACCGUGGUGCCUUCGAGUUGAGUCUGGACAACGCCACACUAUUGGGCCGUCGCAAGAAGCCCGAGCCCAGCAAGAUGAGAGAGCAGCUUACUGUGCAGUAAAGCUGAGCAGGACGACGAUUCCAUUUAAUGUUAUACACUUCUUUGUCAUGACGACCGACGUUUCCACAUGGAAAGGAAAAAAGGGAACCGGUCACUACAUUUUCCAUCAAGGGUCGCGAC